AUGGGCAGGGAGCUGGAGCGGCCAGUGGUGGGACCCCCUGCUUGCAACCCUGUCUGGAAAGUACAUGCGGGUGACCCUCAGGGGCUGCACCAGCUCCAGCGGCAUGUGGGUGCCACGUUCCUCUUCUGUGGUCAGUCGCCUUGCUAACUAACAUCAGCCCUGGGCUUCCUUCCUGCUGGGGCUUCCUCUCAGCCCUGUGACCCUGAGGCCCCAUGACUCUGAUCCCAGAGAUGUUCCUGCUGCUGUCGCUGCUGUGCGCAGGGUCCCUGGCUCAGGACCCGAGAUUCCGGCUGCGAGUGCAGAGGUCCGUGACGGUGCAGGAGGGCCUGUGCAUGCGUGUGCCCUGCAAUUUCUCCUACCCCGUGAGCGGUUACACUGAGAAUGACCCAGCUUACGGCUACUGGUUCCAGAAAGUGGCUGAUACAUCCCAGGAUGCUCUCGUGGCCACAAACAACCCAGGCCAUGAGGUGCAGGAGGAGACCCAGGGCCGAUUCCACCUCCUCGGGGACCCCCGGGCCUACAACUGCUCCCUGGACAUCAGAGAUGCACAGAGAAGGGACUCCGGGACAUACUUCUUCAGGGUAGAGAGAGGGUCUUAUGUGAGAUUUAGUUACAGAGCGAACCAGCUGAAUGUGCGUGUGACAGCUCUGACGAAGACCCCUGACGUGCACAUCCAGGGGACCCUAGAAUCUGGCCACCCCAAGAACAUCACCUGCGGAGUGCCGUGGGCCUGUGACAGGGGGACGCCCCCCACCUUCUCCUGGAUCGGGGUCUCCCUCACCUCCCUAGACCCCAAGACUCUCCACUCCUCGGUGCUCACCCUCACUCCUGGGCCUCAGGACCACGGCACCAACCUCACCUGUCGGGUGACCUUCCCCGGUGCUGGCGUGAGCACUGAGAGAACCAUCCGGCUAAAUGUGUCCUACGCCCCACGUUACCUGACCAUCCGGGUCUUCUGGGGAAAUAGCACAGAUGAGCCCCAGAAUGUGACCAUCAGCGUGUCCCGGGGAGAAGGCACAGGGCCUGAAGCUCCGAGCGACAGCUCAUCCCUCCGCGUCCCCGAGGGCCAGGCCCUGCUCCUGGUCUGCGCCGCCGACAGCAACCCCACCUCCAAGAUGAGCUGGAGCCGCGGGAGCCUGGCCCUGAAGCCCGCACAGCCCACCAAUCUGGGGCUCCUGGAGCUGCCUCGGGUGGCCCUGGGGGACCACGGGAAGUACGCCUGCCGAGCCCGCAACAAAUUGGGCUCCCUGGAAGCCCCCCUGAGUCUCUCUGUGAAGAACCCCCCGCGGCUGCUGGGCCCCUCCUGCUCCUGGGAGGACCCGGGGCUGCACUGCAACUGCUCCUCCCGGGCCCUGCCAGCCCCCUCCCUGCGCUGGCGGCUGGGGGAGGCGCUGCUGCAGGGGAACCACAGCAACGCCUCCCUGACGGUCACCUCCAGCGCCCAGGGGCCCUGGGCCCACAGCACCCUGAGGCUCAGCGGGGCGCCCGGCUCCAGCCUCAGACUCAGCUGCGAGGCCAGGAACGCGCACGGGGCCCAGAGCAGCGCUGUCCUGCUGCUGCCAGGGAGACCAGGACCCAGGACGGGUGUGGUCCUGGGGGCCGUCGGGGGAGUGGGUGUCACAGGCCUGCUUGCCCUCUGCGUCUGCCUCAUCUUCUUCGCAGUGAAGUUCUACAGGAGGAAAUCAACCGAGAAAGCCGCGUGCGGGGACGGCAGCCAUCCUGCGUCGGGUCCCAGCUCCCAGGGUCACGUGAAUGAGUGCUGGUCAGACAGUCCCUCAGACCACCUGCCCCCAGCUGAAGCCGCCUCCCCCUCAGAGAAGCAGGAGCUCCAUUAUGCCUCCCUCAGCUUCCAUGGGCUGAAGCCCCGCACCUUUCAGGACCAGGAGACCACCGAGUACUCAGAGAUCAAGGUGCAGAAAUGAGAAGCCGCAGCCCAAUGCCACCCCCAGGAAGGCCAGCUCCAGCUGGAGCCCAGAAGAGGCGUCUGAGGACAAUGGGUGUCAGGCACCUGUUUUGGGAGAGUUGACAGGCCUCUGAGCCAAAGGUUAUAAAUGGGAAUGUGACAUUCCUUGGAGUAGCUGAAGGUCACAGAGAAUCCGGGGUUUCAAUCCACACCCAGAUACUUACUUAGGGUGUAUAUAUAGGACAAGUCAUUCCACCUCUCCGUGCCUCAGUUUCCUCUUCAGUAAAACGGGGGAUGAUUUUCAUCAAGUACACUGUGAAGUGGGAAAAAAAUGCACCAUUGGUGUUAAAUAUAUCGUUAUGUAUUACAUUUACCUUAGGAUGGAGGUAGAUGUCAGCUUUUGGCUGGACCACAUGCCUCGAUUUUGUUAGACUAUUUUUAAGUACAUGUAUUAUUUUUGUUUUUGUUUUUGUUUUUAUUUUUAUUUUUCUUGAGUGAAUGUAUUAUUUUUAGAAAAUAAAUAUAUUCCUAAGUGCAAUUCUCUGGCAGGAGAAGAUAUUCCCUAAUACAUGUUUCUAACAAAGGAUUCAUCCAGAGUAUAUUAAGAUUUCCCAAAAAUCAAUGAGAAAAAGGCAGGCAAUCCAAUAGAAAAAAAGGAUAUUCAAAGGGUCAGUAAGCACCUUGAAAGGUGUUCAACUUCAGUAGCUGCCAAGGAAAUGCAAAUAAAAACCACAAUGCUGUGCCCUGCACAGCCAGCACAUCGGCUAAAACAACAAAUAUAGUAUCAAGAACAGCGUUGCGGACAUCAUGCUAAGUGAAAUAAGCCAGUCACACGAAGACAAAGACUACAUGAUCCAAGUAUACGAGGUAUUGAGAGUAAUCAAACUCUUAGAAACAGAAGGUAGAGGGACCUCAGGGGGGUGGGGAUGGGGAUAGGAAGUUAGCUACUCCCUAGGUAAAGAGUUUCAGUUUUGUGAGAUGAAAACAUUCUAGAGAUCUGAUGGACAACAGCAUGCACCAGGGGCUGGGAUUGGGGGAGUGCGUGAGUAGUUUAUGUUUAACAGGCACUGAAUUUCAGUGUAGGGUGAUGAAAAAGUUCCAGAGAGGGAGGCUGGUGAUGGUUGCACAAUGUAAAUAUUCUUAAUGCCACUGAAUCAUACACAUAAAUAAAUGGUUAAGACAGUAAGUUCUAUGCUAUGUAUGCUUUUCCACAAUGAAAAGUUUUUUCUUAAGGGAUAUAAAAUGUUGGUGAUGAUACAGAGCAACUGGAACCCUCAGACAUUGUUGGGGGAGUGAGAAUUGGCCAACCAGUUGGAAAAAUGUGAUUCUGUUCACACCAGGCAUGUGAGCCAGCAAUUCCGCUCCCCAGUGUACACCCAUCAGAAGCG
Molecule: messenger RNA, 3291 nt
Organism: Manis javanica (Malayan pangolin)
Lineage: Eukaryota; Metazoa; Chordata; Mammalia; Pholidota; Manidae
Product: sialic acid-binding Ig-like lectin 5
Biological process (GO): cell adhesion
Cellular component (GO): plasma membrane
Molecular function (GO): sialic acid binding
Source: RefSeq, a predicted model, not a curated record